AUGGCAUCCGGACAACGAGGAACUGACAGAGGUUUCUACCCUGGAACUACUGUACCUACGAACGCUCGUUAUGGUCCUGGAUUUCAACAUUCAGUUGACCUGCGAAGCCAUGCAAACCCGCCAUUGCAAUACAUGGGUAUGCAACACAAUGUGGCCUACUCCGACUAUGCCCCAAUGAACGAACCCUGGAAUCAUCAGCAAGCACGAGUGAAUUCCUUUUCGCAACAUUCUGAGCAGACUGCUGAAGCACAGAGGUCUGUUUUCGAGCGUUUCUCAGCCAGGAUCAACCCAUUCGUGAGGACUACAGGCAACCAACCUGAUAACCAACAGUACGAACAUUUGAUCGAUCAAAUCAAGCAUUUCGAAAGCAAGCUUGAGCAAGCUACACACCAUAGCCGGGAACUCGAAUCAGAAAACAUGGCUUUAAAGCAAGAAUUGAAAGAGUCGGAUUCCAGACUCGCAAAAGCUCUCAAGGAGCGCGAUGAAUACAAGCGCAUCAGCGACGGUAACGACUGGGCAGGGUCAGUAAAGGUAUCAGACGACGAUGUUCAAGACAAAUGGAAGCAGCUCGACUACAACAUCCGUUCCCUUGCGAAAGCGUUGGCCAAAUGUCCCGUCAUCCUACCAACUACUGAUCGCACCAAAAUACGGUUCUCCACCAUAGCUUCCCACUGGAUGAGCCUGCUGGCCGAUGAAGACUACAUAGAAUGGACCAUACAGGCUUAUCUAUGGGUUGUUGUGCGCGAAAGAGUUUUCCGAGGGUCAGGCCAAAUUUGGGGUGGUGAUCAUGUCCAAGGCUUGAAAAUCCUUCGACUAGACCUUUUUAACCAUGCCUUCAAAAUCCAUCGUUUUGGACUGCCAGGAUCAAGUAUCCACCACGUUGCAAGGUGGUCUAUUCAGGGUGCUUCUCUCCUCGGACACCUCUCUAGACGUGACCCGGAGAGUCUGAAGAAUAUAGUGAGGGGAGAAUUGGAUGAAGUGAAAGGCUUUUGCAACAUAGUCUUGAGCAAGUCGAAUAUUGAUUUCCUUCAGGGGAUGCUGGAUAUUUUUGAAAACGCGCUGGAACUCGAUGAGAUUUUCAUGAAGUCUAAGGCGUUCUUUGCGGUCCGCUUGUGUGUUCCAUCGAAGCAGGGACUAGUGCGAUUCGAUGCCAACAAGAUGGAGGCUCUUGCGUAUAGCGAGACACUCUCUUCUCAGACCAUUGUUGAUUUCAUCGUGUCGCCCUUCCUCAGAAAGAGUGGAAAUUCUGAUGGUUGCAACUACGAAGAUACGAUGGUCCUUUGCAAGGCCUCUGUAGUUUGCCGUUGA
Fusarium coffeatum is the source of this 1308-nucleotide messenger RNA. RefSeq lists its product as uncharacterized. Bases 1 to 1308 code for a protein of 435 amino acids. The record is from RefSeq and is a predicted model, not a curated record. Lineage: Eukaryota; Fungi; Ascomycota; Sordariomycetes; Hypocreales; Nectriaceae. The transcript has 2 exons.